Molecule: messenger RNA, 462 nt
Organism: Ruditapes philippinarum (Manila clam)
Lineage: Eukaryota; Metazoa; Mollusca; Bivalvia; Venerida; Veneridae
Exons: 2
Coding region: 51-434 (127 amino acids)
Source: RefSeq, a predicted model, not a curated record
CAUACACAUCGCAUUGCUGGUAAUUACUUGAUAGUUUGUGCAAAGGCAACAUGAAGAAACAUUGCUUUAGUAUCUGUGUAUUUGUUUUCGAAGGCUUUGUUAUACUUAUAGCCAGUAAAAACAUAAAGUUUGCAAAAAAUGCCGAUUUGGAAGGGUUUACUUGUCCCACAAUGAAAAAGGAUUUUGAGGAAAAUAAGUUGAAUAAAAUGCAGUGCCUGACAACUUGUGCUGAUAGCUCGUCGUGUUUUGGCGUGUUCCACGACGAAGCUAAUAUGCACUGUGUAGGGUGCAAUCACAAAUUUCUUACCAAUUCAUCCGCCCCAUCUCUGGAUGGAAUGAAGUACCACUUUAAGCAAAGGUACUUGCUAGUCACUGAAGGGAAAACACGGGGCAAUGCAAGUGUAAGCAUAACUUCUCUAACUUUGUAUUCUUAAACGAUUACUAAAUUAUGUUCGCUUGUUG